Coregonus clupeaformis (lake whitefish) is the source of this 2507-nucleotide messenger RNA. RefSeq names its product inositol polyphosphate multikinase-like. Gene Ontology annotation, molecular function: inositol tetrakisphosphate kinase activity; inositol-1,4,5-trisphosphate 3-kinase activity. Lineage: Eukaryota; Metazoa; Chordata; Actinopteri; Salmoniformes; Salmonidae. The record is from RefSeq and is a predicted model, not a curated record. The coding region runs from base 655 to 1941 and encodes 428 amino acids. Gene Ontology annotation, biological process: inositol phosphate biosynthetic process. The transcript is spliced from 6 exons. Gene Ontology annotation, cellular component: cytoplasm; nucleus.
UGUCGCAAGUGUAGGUAGGUAACGUUAGCUAGCAAGAUGAGAUGGGAUAGCCGCCCAGCCACACACAUUGGAUAAUGUUCGAAUGUGAAGACCCUUGCAAUUCUUCAAAAGACAUCGAUAGCGUGUCCGACAUUAUAUUGUUUCCCGUGCUUAUCUUUUAUUGAUAAACAAUUUUGCGUCAAGGAGCCUGUACGUCAGAUGUGAUGUCACGGUUAGCAGCCUGUCUUUUAGCAUUGUGGGACGUGUAAUAUAAGCAGCAAACAACGGGGCUUGUUUGUAAUGUAUGUGUUUUCCAAAUAGCAAACAAAACGGGUCGCGCUAUAAGUAGUUUAGAAGAAACUCCACUUUUCGAAAUUGCACGCAAAUAUCGGUCUUGUGUCGUCAGAACAGUUCCUUGAGGAAGUGGGAUGUGGCCAGACUGUAUUAAUGUUGCCGACCAAGAUAUGAAACUCAUUGUAGCGGUGCUUUUGCAGCCUUGCUACAUUGUAAAUACUAGGUUAGACUUGGUGCUGAACGCGAGCCCAUUUGACGAAUUCGAUGAAGAUACCCCUCGGUGUUCGAAAUUGUGCGGGGGAUGCGCUGAUUACCUAACUAAUAUCAACAUGUGAAUUAUAGAUUGCCUAUUUCAUUUUAUUGAAAGCCAUUGAAUUGCGCAUGUCGACUCAACAUCAGAUAAUGGACUCCUCUUUAGCUUUGGGAAGACUGGAAAUCAAUAGACCCAUGGUGAACCUGGGGACUUGUCUCUCCGGCUCGGUGAAGGAGAAGAACGCCCAGGGAGGAUCGCAGGCGGCCCACCUGAACGGAUGUGUGCCGCUCUCCCAUCAGGUGGCCGGUCAUAAGUAUGGCGUUGAUAAAGUAGGCAUAUUGCAACAUCCUGAUGGCACAGUACUCAAACAGCUCCAGCCCCCUCCCCGAGGUCCUAGAGAGAUGCAGUUCUACAGCAAGGUCUACGCUGAGGACUGCGGCGACCCGUGUCUGUUGGACCUCCAGCAUCACCUCCCUAAAUACUUUGGCACCUGGUCCUCGCCUGAAUAUCCUAACGAGCUGUACCUGAAACUGGAGGACGUGACUCGGCGGUUCCAGAAGCCUUGUAUUAUGGAUGUGAAGAUCGGCCAGAAGAGCUACGACCCCUAUGCCUCCCACGAGAAGCGGGACCAGCAGAUCAAGAAGUACCCUCUCAUGGAGGAAGUUGGCUUCCUGCUUCUCGGAAUGAGGGUGUACAAGGUCAACUCUGACGAAUAUCACUCGUAUGAUCAACAUUACGGGCGAGGCCUUCUCAAGGACACCAUCAAAGAUGGUUUAUCCAAAUUCUUCUCUAAUGGGAGGAGUCUGAGAAAAGAUGCCGUCGCUGCCAGUAUCCUGAAGGUCCAGAACAUCCUGCGAUGGUUCGAGGGCCAGAGCCAGUUAACCUUCUAUGCUAGCUCUCUGUUGUUUGUAUAUGAGGGCCUGCCCCCUCCCAGCCCUGAGGGCCAUGUCUUCAGGGGCCCCCCAGAGAAGACUACGUCUGCCGCUGACGCCUGCUGCGAGCCCAAUGAAGAAGUACUGGAAUACAACAACAACAUCCGGGUUGCCGUGCCGCUCGACUACAGCCUGUACACCAUGUACAAGAAGGGCUGCACCCGGGGUCACCAUGGCGAAGUCACCGCCGCCAGCGACACCACGACAGGCCCAAACCCCCAGGAGGACAACAGCACGUGGAAGUGCCCAGGUCUGGUGCCAGCAGAGCAACCCAACGGCAACGGUAUCAAAGCCCAACUGGAAGAAGAGUCUGGGGUGGGGGAGGGAGGCCGUGGGGAGCCACAACCAGAGCAGAGGGCCAGCGAAGUGGAGGUGAGGAUGAUUGACUUUGCCCAUGUCUUCCCCAGCGAGAGCCAGGACCAAGGCUACAUCUAUGGCCUGAAACACUUGCUGGAGGUGCUGCAGCAGAUCCUCCACCAAUAACCUUCUCUCUCCAGUGGUUUGUCUCUGCCUGUCCAUUGGUCAAGUCAAGUGUACCCAUCUGUGUUUUACUGUGUGAAUGGAGGAGUUGUAGCGCCCCCAGUCCAGUCCCUCAUCCCCCUCUCCCUGUAAUUCUCUGCACUAUGAUGAAGUCAGUUCUCCAUAAUUCUUUGUCCGAUGUAUGUGCUUCUUGAUUUUUAACCACUGUUAACCGGUAUCUAACUCAGGUAAACUACUGUCAUCAAUACUCACAGGAUUAUCUCUAAAGAGUACCGUUGUGUUGUUGGCUUGCUGAUCAUAUGUUGUACGUUUUAUAUCAUUUUGUCUUUUCAGAUUUCACGUCCUUUUGUCCUAAAUGUUGACAGAAUGAUGUUAUUUUUAUCCAAGUUAUUAUACUCAUACAGUGCAGGUUAAGUCAUUUUAGAAUUGUGGUUCUCUAAUUAUUUUGCUGCCAAAUUGUCUCCUUAAAACCUGUGUCCUUGCAGUGUUACUUGGACAUGGGGCGGCAGGUAGCUUAGUGGUUAAGAGCGUUGUGCCAGUAACCGAAAGGUCGCUGGUUCUAAUCCCCG